Molecule: messenger RNA, 5805 nt
Organism: Macrosteles quadrilineatus (aster leafhopper)
Lineage: Eukaryota; Metazoa; Arthropoda; Insecta; Hemiptera; Cicadellidae
Product: fasciclin-2-like
Exons: 16
Coding region: 473-2995 (840 amino acids)
Biological process (GO): axon guidance; homophilic cell-cell adhesion; dendrite self-avoidance
Cellular component (GO): plasma membrane; axon
Molecular function (GO): cell-cell adhesion mediator activity
Source: RefSeq, a predicted model, not a curated record
UCGGCGGGAGGACGUUGUGUAUCCAGUGUUGCCAUUGUUGUAACAGAAAAACUCAAUUUAUUUACACGUUUUCUAAACCACCAGUUCCGAAUGCCCUUUCCCGAUUGUUGUCCAACCAUAUAUUAUGUUGUUGUGUAGUUAUUAAACACACGAUUUACAUUGUUGUCAAGUUAAAUACGCGUUUUAUCCGUCGUCUCCCCACCAGUCGAGGAUCUAUUUCUCCGCGCCGCCGCUAGGAGCGCGCGACGCUCGCGCUUCAGUCUUCGUCAGAACUUCACUGUGGUGUCACACGUAGCGUAAUAGUCUGAACUGACGAUAUUGAAGUUGACGAUAUUUUCCCAAAUUAUUACGAACUGUGAUUCAUCCUAGCGCGCGUAUGUAUGGAUAAACUAACUUGUGCGUGAGUUAACCGGAGUUUGUGGCAUUGGGAGUGGUACGAAAACUUUCUAAAGUGUUUGUAAACAGGACAACAAUGGGCGGCAGUCGACGAGUGUUAGGAGUGAUUGUACUCUUCACUUAUUUAUCAGGAUGUCUGGCGCAGGAGUUACAGAUCAUGCCUGCGAUGCCAGUUCAGGCCAAACCUAUCGGCAAGAAGGUGUUAUUGACGUGUAGAGCUCCAGACGACAAGAAUCUGAUCACAGAACUACGCUGGCUAGACCCUCAGAACAACACCAUCAGAAACGACAACAUAUUGACCAGAGAUCGACUAUCAGUAGAGAAGAUGACUCCUGACACUCUAGCUCUGAUAUUCUCGUCUCUUAAGGACUCUGAGGCAGGUGUCUACACUUGUACUGCAGUCUACGCUGGAAGCAAAACCAUCAGCAAGUCCGUCCGUAUAGACACCAUAUAUGCCAUAACAUGGAUUGAUGCGCCGGAAGAACAGUAUCCAAUCAUGGGCAGCAAGUACAAGGUGAAGUGUAAAGUUCAAGCAAAUCCGUCACCGAUUGUUGAUUGGCUGCGCAACGGCCAGCAAAUCCAGUCUACAAACAACGACAGAUACGUCAUCGACAACGACGGCCUGGUCAUCAAGAAUGUGACGGAGGACGAUGACGGAAUAUAUAUCUGUCGAGCCAUCGUCCUGGACACUGGCGAACUCAGUGAGAGAAACAUCAAAGUUGAGGUUCACAUUCCGCCAUCGUUUGAUGACAAGAUGCCCACUACUGUGGAGGUUGUAGAGGGAGAGUCUGCCAGUGUUACUUGUAUGGCCAGAGGCAAACCCAAACCUCACUACUCUUGGAUAAGAUCCGACAACGAUCUCAACCUGGCUAGCAGUGGCCGGUCAACCGUCAAUGAGAACACAGGUGUACUGACAAUAACACGAGUAUCGAAAGAGGACAACGGUGAGAUCAGAUGUAUGGCUGCCAACGCGGCAGGCUCGAUGGAGCGAGUCGUCAACCUGGUGGUGGUCAUUAAGCCUCAAGUGAUGGACAUCAAGAACAUCACUCUGCCAAUCAGGAGUCGAGCUAGACUUGUCUGUAGAGCUACUGGUAACCCAGAGCCUUCCAUCACCUUCUGGAAGAUUGGAGCUCCUCUAGAGAUGGUCAAAGGAUCCCAGCCCGCAGACCCAAGGAUAGUCGUAGAGAAUCGUGUUGGAAGCGACGGAAUUACCGAGGCUCACCUCAUCAUUGACGAGCUCACCCGACCUGAUGACGGACUAUACAACUGCAUAGCAAGAAACAAGGGUGGUGAGUCGAGAAAGAACGGUCACUUGACAGUGGAGUUUCCUCCAAACUUUGACAACACACCGAUCAAGGAAGCGUGGUCGUGGAACAGACUUCCCGUCAACCUGACCUGUCUAGCCGAGUCCAUACCCAAUGCGACCAUAACGUGGAAACUCAACGAGAGAGACAUCGAGAGAGAUCCCAACUUUAAAAAGUUCGGCAAUGGCCCUUGGAGCUCUCUACUGGUAACUCCAGUAGAUUUGAAGUACUACGGUGUCUAUAAAUGCACUGCAAGAAACGUUCAUGGAGAGGUCUGGCAUACAAUAAAGCUUACAGAAGCUACUGCUCCUGGACAAAUACUUCAAGCAAUACUAGACGUCAUAACAGCUACAACGAUCACAUUCUCCUUCAAGGGUCCUUCAUCUAACGGAGGGCGUCCUAUCAAAGCGUUCCAGGUGCAGUACAAAGGAGAGUACCAACAAUGGACGGAAGCAAGGAACAAGACCUGGGCUUAUGGAUCCCCAUACAUUCUCGAGGGCCUGGCACCACAAACAACUUAUGUCUUCAGGUUCGCAGCGAUUAAUGAUGUUGGAAUGAGCAAUUGGGCCGCCCAACAAACAGUGGUUAUGCCAAAGAGAUCUUUCCCUGAAGAACCGAAAAUCCUUCAUCCUACUCUUGGAGAAGAAAAAUACAUCGUUAGUCCUUACCACAACAAAUAUGAACUUGCUUGGAGAAUACCAGCUGAUAACGGAGAGCCUAUUGACAGAUAUGACAUCAAAUACUGCCAGGUACAGAAAGUGAGCAAUGAGUGGGUGGAGACAGAGGAACCAUGUGUGAUUGUGGAACACAGAUCAUUGGAAGUGGCAUCGUACGAACUGAGAGGUCUCCACUCGGACACCUUCUACAAAGUAGAGAUCCGAGCACAUAACAUCAUCGGGUUCAGUGUUCCUGGUCAACUCGUAGUCAAGACUGCUAGAGGUUCCGAUGAUAACGGACCCGCCAAACACUCUGACCCUCAUCUUAGCAGCACAACCAUCAUUUCCAUCGUAGUGGCAGCCCUACUCAUCAUACUGGUCAUUGUAGACGUCUCCUGCUUCUUUGUCAACGAUACAGGAAUUCUUCAUAUCAUGUGUGGAAAGAGCAAGAAGAACAAGAAUGACGAUGAUGCCAAACUUGGAAGUGAGGGAAAGGAGCUUCUCAACAAUGGACACAGGGACCUCAAAGUUCAGAUUGAAUCAGCUCCAAUGUUAGAUAAAAAAGACACAACAGUUGAAUUUGAUCUGAAGAAAGCUACUUCCAAGACCAGUUUUGUUGGUAAGGACUCGGCAGUUUGAGUCGCCCAAUGAGAGAUGCCUUGUCUUUCACCCUGGACCUGGCUACUAGAAUGUAUAGUCGUGAACCUGUGUUGGCUUGUGUCUAGCUUGUAUAGUUUAGAUUUAGACUUUUCCGUUUACUAACUCAAUUAGCUUUGGUUCGUGUGUGAAAUGUCAACUGACGUACAAUGCAGCUUUAUACUAAACUUGAGAACACUCAAUCAUUCAGAAGUCAUUUUGUAAGUCAAAUAUUUUACAACUUAGUCAAACAGAAGUGUAAAAUCCACAAACCAUGUUUAGCAAACCUGAUAAAUGAUCAAAUAGAAGAACACUCAUUGAUGUAAGAAAGAUUUUAUAAGUUUUGUUAAACUUUUUACACCUACGAUCUACUUAUUUUUUACUAUAUUUUGUUAGAAUAGGAUGAAUUAGUCUUAUUUUGUGAUGUGUACAUUGAUUUUAGGUUUAGUUUAGUAAUAGUCUGUCAUUGUGGCGUAUUAUUAAUUUUACUUUCUAUAUAUAGGGUUAUUACAUUGAUAUUAUGUCUAUGAUUUCAAAUUUAACUUUUAUAAAGAAAACACAAAUAUAUUUUACACAAAUUCUUGGCAUUUUAGAACUUUGCUAAACAAACCCCUUCUGACUCAAGGAAUCAAAGAUUUCAAUUCUAAACGUUUUGUUGUAAGUAUAAUAUCUCGAGAAAUUGCUUUUAUACAAUUUAUAGUUCUUUAGUGGAACUCAAGUAAGAUUCCUGUAUGGUGUACACACGUUUACCUGUGAUGCAGCUCCAUAAUUAAAUCUGAAAACGUGAUGUCUGAAGAUUUUCAAAAGACAAGCUCAGGAGUUCACCAUUAUUUAGAUAUACCAGAUCUGUUUUUAAAAUUCCUGUAUUCCAAUAUGUCCACCAAACAUCAUUCACAACAACUGAUUCAACAAACAGUGCUAUUUGUCUGAACUCAAACUUUCUAAAAAUACGUAAUCUUGUAAUACUAUUAUCAAAAUCAAAAACAUUAUGUAAUAACCCUGUAUUAUAAACAACCUCUAACAAUAUUGUAGUUUAUGUAGCAUUCUGAAGGAUAGAUCUGCUCUGAGAACCACAGAUAACUCUUAUUCAAGGUACAUUCUCAAUCCCAAAUGACAUUGACAAGUUCUACUACUCACACAGAUCCUAGAUACAAUUGUCACCCCCAGCCUUACUAAAACUGCCCUACAUCUGUUCCUUUCGCAUCCUACACUCUGUACAUAGUUCACCGAAAGGCCUACCAUAUCAGACAAUAACUUCCGAUCACGAUGCUUCUUCUGGCUAGAUCUAAGAAUGCUGUGAUGUUUGAACGAGACCAGUUUUCGCUUUGUGUGCUUCUCAAUUGACUUUGCCUUAUGUUGAGUAAGACUGAGUGUUGUACUUAUACCGCAUGCUGAGAUAGCAAAUAUUUGUACAUAACCCAACCUGUAGGGAUUAGGUAAAGAAAUUCAAUCUAGAUAAAUCCAACAUUGUAAAUACUAGAAAUACAUGUUUCAUCCUAAUUUUGUAUUGAAAUGACAAAAUUUGUAAUUUUUACUAAGAGCGAUAAGGUUUCUCGCUGAGCAUGUUGUUUAUCAAAUUGUUGUUUAUUUAAUAUGAGAAAGUUGUGUUUGAUGAUUUCAGUGGACAUUGUAGCAACAAUUUGACAAGUUCUUCAAUCGUUUGGACUCAAAGAGUUUCUUCUCUCGCCUUUGUCUGUGUUCAGAUUUUGUUGAUUUUUUCUGACAUUCUGUAUAAAGUAUUAUUUCUGAAUGAAUGUUUACCUAAGUUCAUAGUAUUGUGGUGUGUAUUGGGGCCAGACCAGAUAGUAAAGACUGUAUACUGCUCUCAUCCUAUUUUAACGAAAAUGUCGCCCUAAUUGAUACCCAGAAAUCAGCUUGGUCCGACGGAUAUAUUACUCACUUGUUUACAUUGUUUCGUGAAUUAUUUUAUCGUUAUGUUUCAUUAAAGUUAGUAACUUUUUUUUUUGUACAUGAAAGUCAAUUACAAGGAUGUGUAAUAUAAUUUAGUUUAUUGUACACAAAUAUAUCUAAAAUUAACAAUAACCACUUCCAUUUUGGAUCAUGAAAACCAGUGGUUUCAUUAUUACUGGCAUUUCCUUAACUUCAGUGACUCAGUCCUAGCUAAUCUGUUCUUUUCACCCCUGGUUUUUACCGCCUCAAUUACCUUUUUUAAAAUCAGCAUGCGGUCUUGUAUAUACAAAUAGUAAUGUAUUGAUAAAUCAGUGGAGAUCUCUGAAAGUAGCCAAACUGUUUGGAAUUAGGUUUCUUACCAUUAAUUUUGCACCGUAACACCAACAGGAAUAGUUAAAUGAUGUCCUCAUAGAAGAUUUAGUUUUUGAAUUUAAAUUAUUUUGUAAUUAAAAGUAUUUUUUUGCAUUUAUUAUCCGUUACAUUUAUUAUUUUGUAAAUAAAGUUAUUUUAUUUCUUCAGAGGACAUCAUUAUUAUAAGUAUUAUUUAUUAUUGAUUUUGUAAAUUCCAAUUAAGAUUAAGUUAGUUAAUGUAAGAUUUAAAGGUAGAAUAGGAUUAUAAAUAUAUUAUAUAUUUAUAAAAAUGACGAUGUAUAAUUUUGUAACUCUGGUUAACAUUAGUCUAAUGUUGCUUUUGUAUUGUACAUGCCCUUAUAAUGUCACUAUAACAAUUUCAAUGAUUCUUGUGUUUGUUUUUAAAAAAAGCUCUCUACUUUUAUUUUAUCAAUUGUGACUCAGUGUUCAAAUUAAUGACACAGCAUUUUUUCCUAUCAUAUAAAUAUAUUUAUACUUAUUAAAAUUGUAAAAAUCUUUUUAUGUCUUUGAUAAAUAAAGUAUUAAAUUCA